This is a messenger RNA of Effrenium voratum, 4566 nucleotides long. The record is from the annotation of a GenBank genome assembly. NCBI's taxonomy places the organism in Eukaryota, Dinophyceae, Suessiales, Symbiodiniaceae.
AUGGCAGACUUGCUCCCAGGACGUCACUACCGCCUUUGCUUGGACGUGGACGGCCUUGGCUCUCUGUACUCUACUGGGCAGUCAUCAAUCACUCAGAUCUACAUCUCUCCCAUCAUCUCGGCCUACACUGGUGUCCAAACACUGAACACAGUGCAGGAUCAGGUCCUUGAUGUGCGGUGCACAGCGACUGCUGAGUGCUCGUCUCUCACAGUCUGGUACUUGACCGCGGGCACUUGUGGAGAAUCCGGAGAUGCUUCUUUACAGCCACAACAAAUUUCUCCAGCACAGGCGACAGGGGUGCUGAGUGCGUCAAGCAGUUCCGGUGGGCAUGAAGCACGACUGGAUGGAGCGAAGCUUGAAUCUGGCUGGCAUUAUCGCCUGUGCCUAGACUUGGACGGCGUGGGCGAGAAGUACUGGCCAGGGGACACUUUGGUGCAGGUGUUUGCCAGCGGCAUUCUGGCACUUGCACCUCCCCAGAUCCUUGUGUCACCUUCAGAGACAAUGUUCUUCCAGUGUGCCCCAAUGGGAUGCUCUGCCGACGCGAUGGUUUGGUUGGCGCCAGACUGCGGCUCGGUGGCCGUGACUCCUCCUGCGGCUUUGAACGUCAGCGGCCUGCAGGCCUCAGCUGUGCUCGACACAAGCUCUGCUCCAGCCGGGCAAAUGCUGGAGUUGUGCUACCAGGGCGCCGGGUUGCUGCCAGGCGGCACGCGGCUUUUUGUUUACCUCUCUGGCAUCCUUGCAGUGCAUCCCUGGAUUCAGACUUGGGUUGGCCGCCUGUCGGUGGAGUGUGCCACGUCCGCCUGUGACACUGCAUCUGAGGCCUACCUGGGGCUGCAAUGUGAAAGCCGGCCUGGCUCACUGCCACCAACAGCUGCUGCCCAGUUGGUCCAGGACGGUGAUGAGCACACGACUGUGCUUGACUUGAGCCCGCUGAUUGCAGGAGUUCACUACAGGCUUUGCACAGACUUGGAUGGGCCAGGCCCGCUGCCCGCCUUCUUCUCGAGCUUCUCUGUCUUUGUGACGCGUGUGCGUCAGUCUGCACUUCACCUGGUGGCAAAGCAGGUCGCACGCUAUCCGCUCCUGCUGGACUGCGAUCCAGCCGGCUGUCCUGGAGCUGUAGCCGAGGCUUUCGCAGCGGAGAACUGCAGCGCGCAGCCACAGCCUGGGGACAGGCUCACAACUGAAGGGGCCCGCAGGAUUGCCACGGUGGAUGCAUCGUCCCUGACCGCAAGGUGGUACUACUUGUGCUUCGAUGAGGAUGGCAAGGCAUCCGCAGCUCUGCACCCGGGCCCGGUGGGCCAUCUCUUCGUGAGCCCCGUGAGCGCGGUGUGGCCAGGCACCUUGGCCGCUGGCGGUCUUCGAACCUUGAUGCUGAAUUGCACCAGCUGUGAGGGUGCUGCCGUCUUUCUGUCGGCAACCUGCACCUCGCACAAUGCAUCCAGCGCUUUGGAGCCUCUGGGAUUUGGGUCAAGUAUGGCGAUGCUGGACACCUCAUCCGUGGAUCCUGGUUUCUAUCGGCUUUGCGUGAAGGACUUGGCAGGGAACGUCACCGGGCCGAGUGGCGAGGCGGUGUUCGUGGCGCCAGAGCUGGCCCUGCAGCAGGCAGGCGUCCUGCAAGGCAUCGCAGAGGUCCGCAUUGACUGCGCGGGCUGCGGGCUGCUGCACUUCGCGCUGGCCACGGCCUGCCCUUCGUGGGACCCCCUGUACCAGGUGCCAAUGUCAUCAGCUGCCAGCAUCUUCUCUCCUACUGUGGUCACCGUCGCCAGUGGCCCGGUUUCCCUCGAUGCGUCUGGCCUGCCGGCGGGGCGGAUGGCGCGGCUGUGCGUCGGCUCGGAGGACUUCCCGAUGGGUGACGGUGGGCUGUCGCUCUUCGUUUCGCCCGUGAGCGCCGUUUCCGUGGACGUCCUCACGGCAGCUGCAGCGCCCCAGUCUUUCCAGCUGAGCUGUGCCGGCUGCAGUUCCAUGACGCAGGCAUUCCUCUCCGUCAACUGCAGCGAAGAUACUGAGUGGGGGGAUACAAGCGAUACCAACGACAGGACGCCCGCAUCCAAUCUGGCCGGGGUUUCUGGAGGUGAGUGGUGGGCGGCAAUCAACACCACGUCCUUGGAGCCAGGCAGCUACUACGACCUUUGCGUGGAUUUGGAUGGUGAGGGCGAAGAGUAUCCAACCGGCCCAUCACAGUUUCAAUUCUACGCCUCCGCGUUUGCACCGCAGCGCUUCUCGCUUCCGCUGUCGCCUACGGCACAGUUGAAGGUGAGCUGCGCCAGCUGCGUCUCCGCGCAGGGGUUCUUGGGAAGCUGCGUGCCAAGAGACCUCCAGCCGGAGGAUGCCGGAAACCCUGACAACAGGUCCAGGCCAGUUUCAGAGUGUUUGGGUGGCACCGGCACAAGCACCGACGCCUGGCCGUUCCUUCCGCAUGGCGAGGACUUUGUGCUGGAGCUGGACACCUGCAAUCUUCUGCCUGGCUCGUACCUGUGGCUUUGCACGGACAUGGAUGGCCUCAGCUCAAGGCAGCAGAUAGGCAAUUCGAGCAUCGAGGUGUACGUCAGCCCAGUGACCUCUCUCGUGGGACCUUCCAGGUUUCUGAAGGGCAGCCAAUCACAGAUGACAAUCACAUGUCCAAGUUGUGUGGCCGGUGUGACGACAGUGCAAUUAGCCUUCCAGUGCCAUGGUUCGCCGGUGGCUGUGUCGCCUAGCAGCACAGGUGCCGUUGGUUUGCAAGCAGGUUCACAGGGCUGGACCGCAAGCUUCGACACACGCGGAUUGAGCAGUGGACGCCCAUACCGAUUGUGUGUGGAUUUGGACGGGAGUGGAAGCAUGUAUCGUGCCGGCGACAGCGGCUUCACCCUCUCUGUCACAGCCGUUGCAUCCAUCAGCUUGAGUGACGAAGAAUCCGCUCCGCAGCCCUCGCUGGGCCGACGACUGGCGUCGGCGACGACAGGAAGACUGCUGAGCCUGGAGAUGCUCUGCCUACCUGGGCCUGGUGGAUGCGGGAGUCACACCGAGGGCUUCCUGUCGCUCGUUGGGAACUGCACGGCGGUCUCUGAGCCACAUAACCUGCAGCCUCUACAGUCUUACUUCGGCUUAGCCUUUGAACGUUUUGGCUUGAGCUUGAGUACAACUUUACUUCCAGCAGGGUACACCUAUCAGGUCUGCGUGGACAUCGAUGGACCUGGUGCUUUGCCGGCGGCCGACACCGGCUUCACGGUCUACAUGUCACCAGUUCAGAUGGCGGCCUCCUGGGGCGAUUCUCUCUACGUCCUCUGUGCCCAAGGGGGCUGCAGUGAACAAACGUCUGGCUUCCUAUCCUCGGAUUGUUCGAUAACAACUCCUGCAGCUACUUUGACAGCGCCCCAGAGCGGGACGUGGGCAAAGUGGGCAAAGCUACUCUACCUUGCCAACGAGAGUGCGGUCCACGAGUGGCAGCUGUCGGCCCCUGCGCCCUCGGGCCGGCCCCAGCGGCUCUGCCUUGACGUGGAUGGGGCCGGUCCCAUGCCGAGCGGUGACGCAGCAGGAGUUUUUGUCUCUGAGAUCCAGGAUUUGUUCACAGAGGGAGUGGCACAGGGUAUGGAUGCUGUGACCUUUGCCUGCACCACUGGAAGAUGCUCUGAGAUGUCACAGGCUUACCUGGCCAAGACCUGUGACAUCCACGACCUGGAUGCUUCGGCCGUGGAGGUCUUGGGCGAGAGGACGGCAGCCGUGCUCUUCGUCCCGGACAAUGUCACGGAGGCAGCGAACAACACGGAGGUGUUCUCAGUGCAUCUUCGCACAGACGGACUGCAUGCAGGAUGGCACUACAGGCUUUGUGUGGAUCUAGACGGCGCUGCCUUGGACCUGCCCAUGGGCGAUACGCAGCACAAGGUCUAUUUGAGCCCGUUGCAGCAGGUGGAAGCCAGAGCCACUGCGGGCGAUGUGCAGCUGAGCUUCACUUGUCUGGAUUGCACGGAGCUGUCGGAAGGCUUCUUGUCACAGGACUGCUACCGCACUGUGCUGGCGCGGUCGAAGAAUGCCACAGAGGACUCAGACAGUGAGUCUUUGCGUGAGGCGGGCAAUGAGAGUGAGGUCAGUGCUACAGCGCCCACAGCCUUCAUGGCUGGCUUGACCUGGAGCGUGAACCUCUCUACCAUCGACUUAAUGGGUGGCCUCUCCUACAGGCUUUGCGUGGACUUGGAUGGCCCAGAGUCAUCCCGCCUGGUGGGAGACACAGGCCUCAGAGUUUUUGUCAGCCCCGUCACAGCGGUGGAGCCCACCUUGCUGACGCCUGGCAAUUCCUCGCUCAUUCUCGUUUGCGAGCGAGGAGGCUGCGACUUCCUGACAGAAGGCUACUUGGCAGAGAGCUGCCAAAACCCGCCUGAGAGCUGCGAGGACACUGCGAACAGUACUUUGGUUGGAGCAACGCCGAUGAGUACCAUCAAAGCCAAGUCGCCAGCCGAGCGAAGCUUGGAGCUGGAUUUGGCUUGCACCAAGCUGGGGCGAUAUCGCCUUUGCAUCGUGGGCCGCACGGAAAGCUUCGGCGUUGUCACCACCAGCAUUCAGGAAGCAGGGUUCGACAUUGACAUCAGCUAA